AUGUUAUAUAUAUUUUUGAUUUGGUCCAAACUCCUUGAGGUUGGAACUUGUGCGACUAUUGUCUCUACUACAUUUUUUAAGGCAACUUUAUCAACUAACCCUGAUGUAACAACUCUUAAGCUAAACACUGAAUAUUUAAUCAAAUUUGAAUUUACAUUACCCACUAGUCCUAAUUCAAGCACAGACUAUUUUAAAAUAAUUGUAGCGGGAUUUGCAGCUUUGAGAUCUCCAGAUUAUUCAAAAUGUUUUAAAGAUUCUACCGCAGUUGGAGUUGGAAGCAAGGAUAUUCAAUUUAGCUUUGAUAAGACUGAACACCCUCCAUUUAUAAUGUUUUAUGCUACCACUGGUGCAUCACUUGUAGAACAUACUUGUUAGGGUUUCAGUUUGGUAAAAUCUACAGAUAUUAUAAUUGACUAAAGUGAUAAAAAGACCUUUACCUUGACAGGGGGAACAAUAACUAUCGAUUCCAUUAGUCCAUCAAAUAGGAUUUUCAACUUGAAAUCAACCUAUACUAUCAGGCUUACCUUUGAGAAUCCUCUGAGUUCAACCAAUUAAUUAACCUUCACAAAACCAUCAGCUUUACAAUCAGGCACACCAAUUAUAUGCUCAGGAAAUCCAUCUAGUGGAAUUCAAUGUUCUUAUGAUUCAUUAAAUGAAUUGAUAAUAAUUACUACUUUAGAUUCUACUAAGACAUAAGUGAUUUCACUGGACUUUACUAACCCCUAGGCACCAACCACAUUCCUUACUUUUAAUAAUUUUAUUACAAAAAUUGAUAAUGUAGUUGAUACAAGCAGUACUUCCUUAGUUGUCAAUGGCUACAAUGAUGGAAUACUUACAGAUAUAUAAAUAGAUAGUGGAUCUUAUAAAGUAGGUUCAAGUGCCUUUAUAAAAUAUACAUUUAAAAACAUAAAUGAUAUAGAACUUAAUUCAGAAAUUGAAUUAACAUUACCUAGCGAUAUUAAAUGGGAUUUAUCAUCUAAAUCAUGUUCUUUGAGUGUGGCAGGCGUACUAAAAGUUUGCGAUUACGUAUAAAGUUCAACAGAUGCUUAAGUAAUUACAGUAACAAUAACCAUAUCUAAUUCAAUACCUGGAGGAACAUCAAUAAUUUUAACAAUUAAUUCAAUAAUAACGCCAAAUACCUUCAAAUCUGCAACUGGAUUCUCAUUUAAGAUAAUUAAGAAUACGGUGGAAUAUGAUAAGAAAAUAGCCUUUGGAAGUUUGACAAAUACACAAUAAAGCGGCAUUAGUCUAACAAAUCUUGCUAGAUCAGAAACUAAGAAUGGUGCUCAAUCAACUUAUACUUUUGAUACUACCUUCGAAACUGAAUAGCCUGUUGGUACAAAAAUAACAUUUACUCUACCAGGAUUUCUGUUAGGCAAUGUGAAUAAAGUGGAGUUUUCUGAUUUUUCUCCCUAUACUGGUUCCAAUUUGAUAGUUAUUUCAUCAGCAGCUACGAUUACAAUCUAAUUAAAUGGAGUGGUAAAUAAGAAUUAAAUUUGUGUUACUAAAAUAUAUAAUGUAGUGAAUAAAGAUAGUAUUGGUACAAUUACAGCUGAGACAGUCUUAGGCACUUAUAAGAUAUCAAGCACAACUUAAGGUACAGCUCUUAUAGUUCCAAGUGGUGAUCCAAAUACUAUCACUAUUGAUUUCAUGAAUAUCGAAAAAAAAUUACUAGGAGUUUUAGAUACAUAUUAUUUUAAAGCAACAUUAUUUAAUAUACCAUCUGCAGGAUCUACUAUCAUUGUAACUAUGCCAGAAAAUUUUUCUGUAGAUGUUGGGAAUAAAGAAUGUAAAGCAGCAAUGGAUAGACUUGCUGGAUUAACAGUAGAUACAUGUUAAGUUAAUAAUUAGGAAAUAAGCAUUAAAACAAGUGCGAUUUCAUCUAAAAAUAUAGAAUUUCGACUGAAUAACUUAAUUAGGAAUCCCAAGGUCUCGUAAUCUACCUACUUUUUUUAAUUAAGAACAUAGGGAGAUACAACUAUCAUAGAUAAAUCGAGCAGUUCAGAUUCAUUAUUAUAAUUUAAAUUAAAUUGUCCUGCUACUCCUUCAGUAUUUUGUAAGGAAUGUGAUAAUUCCGAUAAUUGUUUAUCAUGUUAUACUGAUGUCUCAAUAACCACUAAUAUUUACCUACUAGAUUAAAAAUGUAUAAGUACUUGUGGAUAAAAGUAUUACAGUGAUUCUAGUAAUGCUUGCAAGACUUGCCCAGAUAAUUGUUUAGAAUGCACUAGUAGUACUGUAUGUCAAAGUUGCACUGAUGAUACAAAUUAUGAACUCAAGAAUAGUAAAUGCGUUAAGAAAUGUACUGAAAAAUAAUUUGAUUUUAAUGGUAUAUGCACACCGUGUAAUGAGAACUGCAAUACUUGUGUUGAUCAAAGUACGAAAUGCACAUCAUGUGGAACCACCAAUAAUUUGCUUUAUUAAAACAAGUGUGUUUCUUAAUGUCCAACAGGAAUAUUUUAGGUUGGGUUCUCUUGCAUUGCAUGUACUUCGCCCUGUAAAACAUGUAGCACUGGUCCAACUGCAUGCCUUACUUGUGUUAAUAAUUAUUAUUAUAAAAAGACAUCAUUGAGUUGUGUUACUGAUUGUGGUAAUAGAUAUUUCUAAGAUGGAAGCGAUUGUACUUAAUGCACUGAACCAUGCAAUAAUUGUUCCAGCAGCACUAUCUGUAUUGAUUGCAUUACAGGAUACUACUUAUUCAAUAAUAGUUGUAUAUCAACAGUACCUAAUGGAUAUUAUAAAUCAGGCACCUCCUUAAUUAAAUGUCCUAAUAUUUGUGGAAAUUGCAUUUCAGAAACUGAAUGUACCUCUUGUCCAACAAACCAAUAUUUGUUAUCAAAACAAUGUAUAGAUAAAUGUCCUGAUAAAUAUUAUUCAUUAAAUUUUGUCUGCUAUUCUUGUGAUGCAUCUUGCCUAUUAUGUUCAUCAAGCACAGUGUGCACUUUGUGUCCAGACAAUUAUUUACAUUUGUCAGGUAAAUGCUAUCAGAAUUGUCCUACUAAAUACUACUCCUUGGAGUAAUAGUGUUUAUCUUGUCAAUCAUCUUGUGCCACUUGUGCGAAUGGCCUAGAGUGUAAGACAUGUCCAACAAGUUCACCAUAUAUGUCAAGUAACCUAUGUGUUUCCACCUGUUUGGCCAACUAUUAUAUAAAAGAAUUUGCUUGUGUUAAGUGUUCAAAUGAGUGUGCUACUUGUGAUGAAAAAGGAUGUCUGACUUGCAUCGAGAAUUACAAAUAUUUAAAUUAGACUUGUGUAACUUCAUGUCCGAGUGGAUACUAAGAUUUGAAUAAUGUAGGAAUAUGUGACAAGCUGACGAGUUCAGAAGAGCAAUUAAUAUCCAAUUUACAAGAGAACAAGUACAUACCCAUUCCAUUCACAAUAGUAUCGAUAAUUAUGAUUUUGAGUGUUGCAGUAGCUAAGAUAUCUAAAUCUGAGACUUUUAUUCCAGGAUCAGCAGUUGGUUUAUUGGGUCUAAUCAUUGUAGGUUCAUGGGCAGUGUUACUUAUUUUACAAUUGGAUUACAUUUUGGAGAAACUAGAAAUGUAUCUAUUAAUGAGUUCGAUUGGAGUUCACAUUAUACUGAAUCUCAUAAAUCUAUGUGUUAUCAAACAUAGUACUAAAGGGGACAUUGCUUUUAAUUAGUGGUAUGCAGCAAGGAAAUCCAAUUCCUGUGCCUACAUCUUCCUAAAUGUAUUGUCCUUACUGAGUUUCACUAUGACAAGAUUUUAUUUUUCUAGGUACUUCGGAUUUAGAUUCUUGAAAUGUAGAUUAUCAGAUGUUGAAAAUAUGGUAGGAAUGAAUAUCAUCAAUGGACUCUGUGCAUUUUUUUGUUGUAUUCCUGCUUUAAUAGCCAGUGUGCUUCUAGCCUAUAGGGAUCAAUAAAGAGAGUAAUUAUUCAUCAGCAGUAUUGACUCAUUCAUAGUGACCAUCGUCUUUGCAAUUUGUUUGAUAUGUGAAACUCAAAAAGAAGAAAACUUUUUUGAAGAAAACAAUAAUGUAACUGCUCCACAUUCUCUCUAAGUUGUUCCUGAUUACUUUUAAACCAAACGAUCCAAAAGAUUUUCUUUUGAUGAAUCCAUUAAUGGCUAAUAGUUUAAUAAGAACGAGUAAGAUCAUGAGCCAUCCUUCCCCAAAAUUGACGAAUCCAUUGAAUAUAAGGAUAAUCAAUCCUUUCAGAAUAUGAUGCAUUCUCAAAUGAUCUACAAAUAAGAGAUUCCAGAUCCAAAAAAAGAUAAUUUCAAUCUUUCUUAAGAAGAUAUGAUUAUUAAAAUACAGAGUAAUGAUGUUUCCGAACCCAUAUCAGUUAUAGAAUCAUCAAGAGAAUAUUAGAAUAAAAUUUAGGAAUAAAAGAAAUUAGAAGAACUAUAGAGGUAGGAAGAGUUAAAGAGAAUUGAAUCAGAAAGAUUAGCAGAACUCAAAAGAAUAGAGGAUGAAAUCAAAUAGCAAGAACUCGAAAAAGCUAGAAGAGAAAAAGAACUAUUACAAUUGGAAGAACAGAAGAAACAAUAGGAACUGUUAAUUUAGUAAUAGUAAGAGGCAAUGAGAUUAGAAAGAACAAAAGAGGAAUAAAGACAGGCUGAAUUGGCAGAAUAGGAAGAGAGGAGAAUAGCUGAAUUAAAGAGAAUUGAGGAAUAAUUAUAGGCCGAGAAAUUGAGAUAGGAAGAAUUAAAGUUAAAACAAUAAGAAGAUGAUUAGAGAAGAUUAGAGGAGGAACAAUAAAAAAAAAGAGAAGACGAGAUUAAAUAAUUAUUGGAAGAAUAACAAUUAUAGGCAUAGAAAGAAUAAGAAUUGCUUUAAUCUAAAUUAAAUAAAAUCAUUUUAGUAGAUCAAGAUGAUGAUGAUGUUGGAUGGAAUAUGGAAGAUGAAGAGAAUCAGGAAUAAAGUAUUGAUCAAGGUUAUUAAUAAUAAAUACAAAAGGAAAUUAUUUUAGAUGAAAACAAUGAUGCUGAAGAUAAUUGGGAUGUCCCAACCUCCAGGUUUGUCAGUAUCCAACCAAAAUCACAUUUAAAAAAGGAUAAAUAAAUUGAAGAACCUUAAAAUCCAUUUAGAGGGGAGAAUUAAAGAUAUGCAGCUUAAUCAGAUCUAUUGAAAUUCUCAAGUGAUGAUGAAGAGGAUUGGGCAAAAAACCAAAUAUCUCCAUCCGAAUUCAAUGUUCUUAAUUAAAGAUUCAAUCAAAAUGACCACUCUGCUACAUAAGUUGAUCGAUCUAAUAUGUUCUCUUCAACUGGCUAAAAUUUUACAUCUCUUACAAAGAGACCAACCUAACCUGAUCCUUAAAUAAUUAGUGAUGACGAUUCAAUCAACCAAAGCGAAUAAUUUCCAAAAAUUAAAUAAACUAAAGGGUCUAAAAAACAAAAUAAAGGGCAACAUAAAAAGAUGUAGUCAUAAAGAUAAAAGAUUUAAUAAAAAGGUAAAUAAAAUAUUACAACUAAUGAUAUCCAGUUUUGA
Messenger RNA from Paramecium tetraurelia, 5445 nucleotides. RefSeq lists its product as uncharacterized. Lineage: Eukaryota; Ciliophora; Oligohymenophorea; Peniculida; Parameciidae. The transcript has 4 exons. The record is from RefSeq and is a predicted model, not a curated record.